UCUUGCCUCCACCUUUAAAAAACUCGAGGUUCGGGUACAACAAUUAACCAUCUUGGAUUGGGCUUGAAAUCGUGUUAGGAAGCUCUGGGCUGGGGUCAAUUCCACCCCGUAUAGAAGGAUUCAGGAGCCCAUUUGUUUUUCUUCACCAACACCUCCUACUCGGCUAUUCCCAUUUGUUCCUGCAUCGGUUUCGUCAACUACACAGGGAACCGAAACAAAACCCAGAUGACUAGAUAACUGACGAUUUCUUCCAAGUCCAGAGCCGGUUAUCUCUCUCCGUCCCCAGAAAAGUAGAAAACUUUCUCAAUUGCAUCAGCUUUGUGGGUUUUGAUUGUAUAGUAUUUUGUUAACCAUGGAUUGCACUAUGAAGAUGACCUCAUCGAACAUCAUACCAGUUCCUUCUUCACCAAAAAUGAAUCUAAAUAAUAGGAUUCCUUGUGGGUUUCGAUACAGCGGAGGUGUUUGCAUCCCAAGAAUCCGUGCAACGGCUCUCGACGGCUUUGCUGCCCAUGGGGACGGUUCAAGUUCAGUGGUAGAUAUGCAUAGAAAAAGAAGUAGUCUUGAAUCUCUGUUUUGCUAUGACAAGCCUAUACCCGAGGAGAGAAUUGAGAAGCCAGUUGGUGUUUCCAUAGAGGAAAAAUUAAUUGGAGAUAAUUCACGAUGCACUGAUUGUCAAGCAAAGGGGGCUGUCCUUUGUGCCACUUGCUCAGGUUCAGGCUUAUAUGUUGACUCAAUAUUGGAGAGCCAAGGAAUCAUUGUCAAAGUCCGAUGCCUUGGUUGUGGAGGAACUGGUAACAUCAUGUGUUCCGAAUGUGGCGGUCGAGGUCAUCUUGGACCGAAGUGAUGUAGCUAAGGUUCCUUUUCUUUACCUCAGCCUUGUUGUGCCAUUUUGGAUGUAAUGUUUAUGCUUAGUUACACCAUAAUUCUUUAGUUUUAAAAUUUUAAAGGUUUCUUGUUUGGUAACCUGUGAUAAUUUGUUUUCAGAGUGGAACAGUAUUGUUUUUGACUCGGUUAAUCUUAUUUGACUCAGUUUAUCUAUUGUC
This is a messenger RNA of Tripterygium wilfordii, 1043 nucleotides long. RefSeq lists its product as uncharacterized. The transcript has 3 exons. Lineage: Eukaryota; Viridiplantae; Streptophyta; Magnoliopsida; Celastrales; Celastraceae. The record is from RefSeq and is a predicted model, not a curated record. The coding region runs from base 353 to 844 and encodes 163 amino acids.